AUGGAAACUUCUCGUGGGAAACGAAAGAGGAGCGCUCCCAAAGACCAGGAAGCUGUGAACCCUACCGAAUUAGAAGACAUUUUGAUUGACAUUUUAGACGAGGACUUAGACAAGGAGGACAUUGAUGACAGUGACCAUGACCCUGACUACUUGGAGGAAAGUGAUCAUGCUACAGACACAGAUCAAAGUGACUCAGAAAAUAAUGACCUGACAGCCAAUACCAGCACUUCUUCAGCUUCUAAUGAAAAUUUAGUGGGGGGUGACAUUCCAACUGACGAUGGCAACAACUUGCAGCGAGGAAGAAAUCUCUUCUAUUUUGGGCGUAGAACAAAAGAAAUGAUUAAAAAAAAUGUCUCAGGAUUCAAAUGGAAGAAAGAAUUCCCAAAUCAAGCUGUUCGAACUAGGCGAGAGAAUAUUGUCACACAAUUACCAGGUUUGAAGGCCCAUGCUUCAAAUCUGGGAGACAACCCUGAAGUUAUAGAUGUAUGGAAACUACUUUUCACACAGGAUAUUAUUGAUGAGAUAUUGUUAUGGACCAAUAAAAAAAUUGCAUCAAUAAGACCACGCUACAAAAAUCCAACUUCAUUCAUUCAUGAUGCUGAUUAUACAGAAUUGUAUGGAUUUAUUGGACUACUUAUCUACAGUGCAGUAUUCAAGAGUGGAAAUGAAUCAGUUGAUAGUAUAUUUGCAACUGAUGGAACCGGCCGGGAACUUUUUCGUUGUACCAUGUCAAAAGAAAGGUUCCUAUUUCUUUUGCAUACACUCAGAUUCGACAACCCAGAUGACCGAGAUGAUAGAAAGAAAGAUGUGAAAGAGGCUGCAAUUUCUAAUAUUUUUUAUAAAUUCAUUGAGAACAGCCAGCUAUGCUACACAGUGGGGACAUCCUGUUGUGUCGAUGAAAUGCUGGUCCCCUUCAGAGGUAGGUGCUCCUUCAAAAUGUACCUACCAAACAAACCGGCAAAAUAUGGGCUGAAAAUUCAAUGCCUCACAGAUGCGAAAACGAAUUACCUCUACAGUGCCUAUUUAUAUACUGGUAAAGGGAGUGAUGGUGAAGGCCUAUCAGAUCAAGAUCAAAAACUACUGAAACCUACUCAAGCUGUAAUACGAUUAACUGAAUCAAUAGAAGGAACCAACAGAAAUAUAACCGCUGACAAUUGGUAUAGCUCAUAG
This is a messenger RNA of Nilaparvata lugens (brown planthopper), 1170 nucleotides long. RefSeq names its product piggyBac transposable element-derived protein 4-like. NCBI's taxonomy places the organism in Eukaryota, Metazoa, Arthropoda, Insecta, Hemiptera, Delphacidae. Bases 1 to 1170 code for a protein of 389 amino acids. The record is from RefSeq and is a predicted model, not a curated record. The transcript has a single exon.